AUGGAUUCGUUUGCCAACACCAAUCACGUCACAGAGGACUUACCUACAACCCUCAAGUUUGUAACAAGCACUGACGUCGAUGAGUGUAAAGAGAAUCCAUGUGAACAUGGACGCUGUGAGAACAAAGAUGGCGGAUACAAUUGUACCUGUUCACCUGGUUGGACUGGACAUGACUGUGAAAAUGAUGUCGAUGAGUGUAAAGAGAAUCCAUGUAAACAUGGCCGCUGUGAGAACAAAGAUGGCGGAUACAAUUGUACCUGUUCAACUGGAUGGACUGGUCAGAACUGCCAAAAUGAUGUCGAUGAGUGUAAAAAGAAUCCAUGUGAACAUGGACGCUGUGUGAACAAAGUUGGCGGAUACAAUUGCACCUGCUCACCAGGAUGGACUGGACAUGACUGUGAAAAUGAUGUUGAUGAGUGUAAAAAGAAUCCAUGUGAACAUGGUCAAUGUGUGAACGAAGAUGGCGGAUACAACUGCACCUGCCCACCUGGAUGGACUGGACAUGACUGCCAAAAUGAUGUCGAUGAGUGUAAAGGGAAUCCAAUGGCAUGUAAAAAUGGCCGCUGUGUGAACAAAGAUGGCAGAUACAAAUGUACCUGCUUACCUGAAUGGACUGGACAGAACUGCCAAAAUGAUGUCGAUGAGUGCAAAGAUAACCCAUGUAAACAUGGCCGCUGUGAGAACAAAGAUGGCGGAUACAGCUGCAUCUGCUCAUCUGGAUGGACUGGACAGAACUGCCAAAAUGACGCCGAUGAGUGCAAAGAUAAUCCAUGCAAACAUGGUCAAUGUGUGAACAAAGAUGGCGGAUACAAGUGUGCCUGCUCACCUGGAUGGACUGGACAUGACUGUGAAAAUGAUGCCGAUGAAUGUAAAGACAAUCCAUGUAAACAUGGCCGCUGUGUGAACAAAGAUGGUGGAUACAACUGUAUCUGCUCACCCGGAUGGACUGGACAGAACUGCCAAAAUGAUGUCGAUGAGUGUAACGAGAAUCCAUGUAAACAUGGACGCUGUGAGAACAAAGAUGGCGGAUACAAGUGUACCUGCUCACCUGGGUGGACUGGACAUGACUGUGAAAAUGAUGUCGAUGAGUGUAAAGAAAAUCCAUGUAAACAAGGCAUCUGUGCGAACAAAGAUGGCGGAUACAACUGUAACUGCUCACCUGGUUGGAUUGGACAUGACUGUGAAAAUGACGUCAAUGAGUGUAAAGAGAAUCCAUGUAAACAUGGCCGCUGUGUGAACAAAGAUGGCGGAUACAAUUGUGUCUGCUCACCUGGGUGGACUGGACAAGACUGCAAAAAUGAUGACAUAGAUGAGUGCAUCACAAAUCCCUGUCAACAUGGACGCUGUAUGAACAAAGAUGGCGGAUUCAACUGCAAAUGCGACAGUGGAUGGGCUGGACAGAAAUGUCAGCAAGAUAUUAAUGAGUGUGCUGGAAUACCAUGCAGACAUGGACACUGUGAAAACAAGGAUGGCGGAUACAAAUGUAUUUGCUUACGUGGAUGGACUGGAAGCAACUGCCGGAAUGACAUAAAUGAGUGUGUCGAAAUUCCCUGUAAACAUGGCCGCUGUGUGAACAAAGAUGGCGGUUACAUGUGUAACUGCGACCCUGGUUGGACUGGAAAGAACUGUCAGCAAGGAGGAGGGAAGAGCCUGUGCUAUAUGGGCUUCCCAGCAGCGGCCAAAGCCCUGGCCAAAGCCGAGACAGAGUUAGGCCCAACCAUGUCCUUCUUCUUGGACUGA
Messenger RNA from Branchiostoma belcheri (Belcher's lancelet), 1740 nucleotides. RefSeq names its product fibropellin-1-like. The transcript is spliced from 17 exons. Gene Ontology annotation, molecular function: calcium ion binding. The coding region runs from base 1 to 1740 and encodes 579 amino acids. The record is from RefSeq and is a predicted model, not a curated record. NCBI's taxonomy places the organism in Eukaryota, Metazoa, Chordata, Leptocardii, Amphioxiformes, Branchiostomatidae.